This is a messenger RNA of Rotaria sp. Silwood2, 354 nucleotides long. Lineage: Eukaryota; Metazoa; Rotifera; Eurotatoria; Philodinida; Philodinidae. The record is from the annotation of a GenBank genome assembly.
AUGCAACCAGAUGGAAAAAGUCCAUCACCGCAAUCAAACUGCAUCAAGAAUUAUUUUUUGGAAAGAUCGAAACAAAAAGGUGAUGUAUUGGAAUCAAUUUUUCGCCAAUCCGGUGAUAAAAAUGGUUCAUUAUCAAUCAUAUCUUCAACAAAAUCAACUGAUAAAGAUUUUUUUCCGAAUGAUCUUCUUUGUCACUUAGGUAAACGAGUUUCUGAAGAUGGUGUUAUCAUACCUCGUUAGAAAAUGCUUGAAGAAGCUAAAGCACGUUUUAAUUUUCAUAAUCAAAUCGUAGCUGCAGCACCUGAUGCUUAUGAAGAAAGAGCAACAACUUUUUCAAAACAAUAUUAUCCAUAA